GAACCUUCAGUCUCAUUCUCAAACUCAAACUCAACAAUCCUGAUCUCAACUUUUCCCUCUCUUUCUCCCUCUCUCUCUCGAUCUCUCUCUCUCUCUUGGUAGCAUAUACUAUACACAUAUCUAGCUAUUUUGGUCCAAAUUUCAUUAUAAUUACCUCUAAUUAUUAACAUGGACAACCUUCAAAAAUGCAAAGCAAACUACACAGCACUCACACCUUUAACGUUUUUGAUGAGGGCUGCUGCAUGCUAUGCAAACAGAACCUCAGUGAUCCAUGAAGGAACCCAUUUCACUUGGGCACAGACUUAUGAGCGUUGCUGCCGCCUCGCCUUCUCCCUCCGAGCCCUCAACGUUGCUAGGAACGAUGUUGUAUCGGUGCUGGCCCCUAACAUCCCCGCGAUGUAUGAGAUGCAUUUUGCAGUGCCCAUGGCCGGUGCUGUUCUCAACACCAUCAACACCCGUCUUGAUGCCAAGAACAUAGCCACCAUUCUGCGCCACUCUGAAGCCAAAGUCUUCUUUGUUGACUACGAGUACGUUUCCAAGGCCAAAGACGCCCUUAGAUUACUCAUGGACGACGACAACAACAACAACAAGGGUGUUCCAAAACCAACCACCAUAAAUCAACAAAACUCUACAUUUUCUCUCCCACUAGUCAUUGUCAUAGAUGACAUAAACACCCCCACAGGAAUCCGUCUUGGUGAGCUAGAAUACGAGCAAAUGGUUCAUCAUGGUAAUCCAAAUUACGUCCCUGAAGAAAUCCAAGACGAGUGGACCCCAAUUGCGUUGAACUACACAUCAGGAACAACCUCGGAGCCAAAGGGUGUUGUUUAUAGCCACAGAGGAGCAUAUCUAAGCACCCUAAGCCUAAUCUUAGGUUGGGAAAUGGGAAGUGAACCGGUUUAUCUCUGGACACUACCUAUGUUCCACUGCAACGGUUGGACCUUCACUUGGGGCCUGGCAGCACGUGGUGGAACAAACGUGUGCCUUCGCACCACAGCAGCACGUGACAUAUACAGCAACAUAGUACUCCACAACGUGACACACAUGUGCUGUGCACCUAUUGUGUUCAACAUAAUCCUAGAGGCAAAACAAAGUGAGAAAAUUGACAUAAAGUUGAAAAGAAAUUCCCCGGUUGAGAUUCUAACUGGGGGAGCACCACCACCAGCAUCAUUGCUAGAGCAAAUUGAGUCACUUGGGUUUCAUGUGACACAUGCAUAUGGGCUAACUGAGGCAACAGGGCCAGCACUUGUGUGCGAGUGGCAGAAGGAGUGGAACAUGUUGCCAAAGAAGGAGCAGGCCCAAUUGAAAGCCCGUCAAGGGGUGAGUGUGUUGACUAUGGCUGGUGUUGAUGUGAAGAAUCUUGACACAAUGGAGAGUGUGCCAAAGGAUGGAAGGACAAUGGGGGAGAUUGUGCUGAAAGGGAGUGGAAUCAUGAUGGGGUAUUUCAAAGAUCAUGAGGCAACUUCAAAGGCCUUUUUUGGGAGUAAUAAUAGUAAUGGUGAUUGGUUCAGAACUGGGGAUGUUGGAGUGAUUCACCCUGAUGGGUAUUUGGAGAUUAAGGAUAGGUCCAAAGAUGUGAUCAUUUCAGGAGGGGAGAAUAUUAGUAGUGUUGAAGUUGAGUCUCUUUUGUAUAGGCAUCCUAGGGUGUUGGAGGCUGCUGUGGUGGCAAUGCCGCAUCCUAGGUGGGGUGAAAGUCCUUGUGCUUUUGUGUCAUUGAGGAAGAACAACAACAACAACAACAACUCAUCAAAAAAAAUUGAUCAUGUCACUGAGGCUGAGAUAAUUGCAUAUUGCAGGAAGAAUUUGCCACACUUUAUGGUGCCUAAGGUGGUGAAGUUCAUGGAGGAGCUGCCAAAGACUUCAACUGGGAAGAUUCAGAAAUUUGAAUUGAGGGUCAUGGCUAAGGCUUUCAUGGUGUCCGAGAAUAAUGUGCAGACCAAGAAUAAUAUCAACAAGAAGUCUAGCCAAGUGAGUCAAAAUAGUAUUGUUGGGGGGUAUAACAACGAGCAAGUUUUGGCUCUGUCUCGUCUUUGAAUUAGUAAUUAAGUGUUCAGAUCAGAUCUACUACUAAUGAUCUAGUGAGUCUUUGUUUUGGAAAAAAAAUGGAUAAAUGUGUGUACAUAUACUUAAGUAUCUAAAUGGCUAUAACUUCGAGUGUUCCGACGCAUUAAUGUAGUUUCUACUUGCUAGUAGUUUGAACUACUGGAGCUUGUUUUGGGGGCAAGUGCCACAUAUAUAAAUAGCUUCUUUUUAUUUUUCA
Glycine soja is the source of this 2257-nucleotide messenger RNA. Its product is annotated as butyrate--CoA ligase AAE11, peroxisomal-like. Bases 169 to 2031 code for a protein of 620 amino acids. The transcript is spliced from 2 exons. The record is from RefSeq and is a predicted model, not a curated record. NCBI's taxonomy places the organism in Eukaryota, Viridiplantae, Streptophyta, Magnoliopsida, Fabales, Fabaceae.